AUGGCCGAAACGCAAACCGGAAAGCGCGUGAAGUACCUUCAAAGCGACAAUGGGGGUGAAUACAAGUCCGACAAGCUGGCACGAUUCUGCGCGGAACGGGGAAUACAACAAAGGUUCACACCCCCAUAUACUCCUCAGCUAAACGGAGUAGCUGAGAGAAUGAAUCGCACGCUGGUCGAGUGUGCGCGUUGCAUGAUGGAACACGCUGGACUGGGAAAGAGCUACUGGGGUGAAGCAGUGAUGACGGCGAUGUUUCUUCGAAACCGCUGUCCAACACGUGCCAUUCACCAAGACAAGUCUCCAUAUCAAGUGUGGACGAUGAAGAAACCGAUUCUGGCCAACCUUAAAGUGUUUGGAUGCCACGCGUAUGUUCAAGUGCCUCAAGACAAACGCGCGAAGUUCGACUCCAAGUCAUCACUCUGUCGUUUCCUGGGAUACGCCGAACACCAGAAGUCAUAUCGAUUUGAGGAAGUGUCAACAGGAGCGAUCAAGAUCAGUCGCGAUGCCACAUUCAUGGAAGACAAGUUUGAUGAAGGUCCGCGCAACUACAACGAUGAGUCAAGUGUCGUUGAGUUUGAUGAUCAUGAUGAGGACGAAGAAAAAGAAGAAGGUAAAACUGACGACGACAUGGACUCGAGCGACGAUGACAACGAAGACACCAGGUCUUCGAAGAGCAACAUCAAGAGACACACGCGCACUCAAUCACUUGAGAAAGCUACCGUCAUUCCAAGUCCCAAGCGAAGAACAUACAGAGGUCCGUCGCUUGAGCAUGUGUCAGCGGCUGCAAUGGAUUUUGAAGCAGCCUACAUCGUUGAUUCAGUGGGGGAAACGCCGACUACAUUCAAGUCGGCGAUGGAAUCAAGCGACUCCGGCAAGUGGAAAGAAGCGUGUGACUCGGAGUUCGACUCGCUUCAGAGAAACGACACGUGGGAAAUCGUGCCUCUUCCGAAAGGUCGCAAGGCAGCGUCUUGA
Peronospora matthiolae is the source of this 972-nucleotide messenger RNA. The record is from the annotation of a GenBank genome assembly. NCBI's taxonomy places the organism in Eukaryota, Oomycota, Peronosporomycetes, Peronosporales, Peronosporaceae.